UGCUGGGCAGCUAGCGGGACGCAAGCGGGCAAAUCACGGUAGGAGGAAGGAAAGAUGGAGGCGAGGCUUCGCCAUCUGACCAAUAGGAGAGAAAGCGCGGGCCCACCCGGAGGCAUCGCCCCCCGCCCAGCUGUGGCUCAGCUGUGCCACUCCGGCGUCCAGACGAAGGGGGCUGGGCCGGCAGCACGGCCAUCCUUCUCAUUGCGCCUGCGCAGGCCACGCGCAUCCGCUCCUGGGACUUACGCUCAAGAAAAGUUACUGCAAACUUUCUAGCUCGUUUCCCCCUCCCCUCCUCCCUGCCAGACCCGCCCCCCUGUGGAGCCGGGAAUUCCGAGGGGCGGAGCGCGCGCCUCGAUGGGGAGUGGGGGGGCCCUGAGGACCCUGGAGGCGGAGGCGUGAAGAAGCUCAGUCUCGGAGUGGAGGCGGCUUCACGCCCUUAGGCCUCCUGGACUGCCCGUUACCUUCUCCGUGGUCCCGAUGGGGAAACUGAGGCCCUGAACCAGAGGCACACGCGGGGGGAAGCAGAAAGAGCGGCCAGAGACGGAGGGAAAACAAAGGGAGAAUCCCGGACAGACGGGGAGGGAGACGGACACACACACAGGGACAGAGACCCAAGUGGAGCGCUGGGUCCGGCUGUCGGGGAGGGGGGGUAGAUUGGGAAACGGGGUGGGGUUGAGGGAGGGAGCUGGGGAAAGCCCGAGGGAGGAGGAGGAGGAGAAGGAGGGAGGAACUUCCCAAAGUUACAAAACAUGGCUACCUUGCCUGCGGAGCCGAGCGCUGGGCCAGCGGCCGGGGGGGAGGCGGUGGUGGCGGCGGCAACCGAAGAGGAGGAGGAGGAAGCGCGCCAGCUCCUGCAGACUUUGCAGGCGGCCGAGGGUGAGGCGGCCGCGGCGGCCGGGGCCGGGGCGGGCGAAGCGGCUACAGGAGCUGAGGACUCGGGGUCUCCGGGUGUCCCCGGGUCGUCCCCCGAGGCCGCUGCUGAGCCGCCCUCGGGCCUCCGCUUCUCGCCAGAGCAGGUGGCGUGCGUGUGCGAGGCACUGCUGCAGGCGGGCCAUGCCGGCCGCUUGAGCCGCUUCCUGGGCGCGCUGCCCCCGGCCGAGCGCCUACGUGGCAGCGACCCGGUGCUGCGCGCGCGUGCCCUGGUGGCCUUCCAGAGGGGCGAGUACGCCGAGCUCUACCGGCUCCUGGAGAGCCGGCCCUUCCCCGCCGCCCACCACGCCUUCCUGCAGGACCUCUACCUGCGCGCGCGCUACCACGAGGCCGAGCGGGCCCGCGGCCGCGCACUGGGCGCAGUGGACAAAUACCGGCUGCGCAAGAAGUUCCCGCUGCCCAAGACCAUCUGGGACGGCGAGGAGACCGUCUACUGCUUCAAGGAGCGCUCCCGCGCCGCGCUCAAGGCCUGCUACCGUGGCAACCGCUACCCGACGCCGGACGAGAAGCGCCGCCUGGCCACGCUCACUGGCCUCUCGCUCACGCAGGUCAGCAACUGGUUCAAGAACCGGCGACAGCGAGACCGGACCGGGGCCAGCAGCGGCGCGCCCUGCAAGAGCGAGUCUGAUGGGAACCCCACUACUGAAGAUGAGUCCAGCAGAAGUCCUGAGGACCUGGAGAGGGGGGUGGCCCCAGCAGCUGCUGAAGCCCCCGCCCAGAGCUCCAUAUUCCUGGCAGGGCCCAGCCCUCCUGCUCCAUGCCCAGCCUCCUCCUCCAUUCUGGUGAAUGGGAGCUUCCUGGCUGCCAGCAGCUCCCCUGUGCUCCUCAAUGGCAGCCCUGUCAUCAUCAACAGUCUGGCCCUGGGCGAGGCCUCCAGUUUGGGCCCCUUGCUGCUCACAGGUGGAGGGGCUGCUGCUCCACCACAGCCCAAUCCCCAGGCCACUAGUGAAGCCAAAACCUCCCUGGUCUUGGACCCUCAGACCGGUGAGGUUCGGCUGGAAGAGGCUCAGUCUGAGGCUCCUGAGGCUAAAGGGCCCCAGGUGGCUGCUUCAGUGCCCACUGGAGAGGAGGUCUCAGGGCCCCUGCCCCAAGUGGUACCUGGCCCCCCACCUGCAGCCACUUUCUCUUUGCCCCCAGGACCAGUGCCCACAGUGGCUGCCCCCCAGGUGGUGCCAUUGUCCCCACCCCCCGGGUAUCCCACAGGCCUGGGUGCCACCUCCCCACUGUUGAACUUGCCUCAGGUUGUGCCCACCUCCCAGGUGGUGACCCUGCCCCAGGCUGUGGGGCCACUGCAGUUGUUGGCAGCUGGGCCAGGCAGUCCUGUGAAGGUGGCAGCUGCAGCAGGCCCUGCAAAUGUGCACCUGAUAAACUCUGGGGUGGGCGUGACUGCUCUGCAGCUGCCUUCGGCCACUGCCCCAGGAAACUUCCUCCUAGCCAACCCCGUGUCUGGCAGCCCCAUCGUCACAGGGGUGGCAGUACAACAGGGGAAGAUCAUCCUCACUGCCACCUUCCCUACCAGCAUGCUGGUCUCUCAGGUCCUGCCACCGGCCCCCAGCCUGCCCCUGCCCCUGAAGCCAGAGACGACCAUCUCAGUGCCUGAAGGAGCCCUCCCAGUGGCCCCCAGCCCCGCACUCCCAGAGGCCCACGCCUUGGGCACACUUUCUGCUCAGGUGCCGCCACCCCCAGCUGUGGCCACCUCUGUGGCCAGCCUGCCCUUCUCUUCAGACUCCUCCAGCCUCCUGCCCAGCUUUCCUGCACCACCAGCAGAAGGUCUCAUGUUGUCACCUGCAGCUGUGCCUGUCUGGUCAGCAGGGCUAGAACUGAGUGCAGGAGCAGAGGGGCUGCUAGAUGCAGAGAAGGGGCUGGAGACGCAGGCCCCCCACACCGUGCUGAGGUUGCCCGGCCCAGACCCAGAGGGGCUGCUCCUGGGGGCCACUGCAGCUGCCGAGGUGGACGAGGGGCUGGAAGCAGAGGCCAAGGUUCUGACCCAGCUGCAGUCAGUGCCUGUAGAGGAGCCCUUGGAACUGUGACCCGCUGCCUUCACUCAGGCUGCUUGUGACAAUGGUGCUCAAGAUGCAGGGACAGGAUGGGGGAGAAGGGACUCUCGCAGGCAGUUGUCAUGACCCGAGGGUCCCCUAUACACUACAUCCCUUCAGCCUGGAGAGCCCCUCCAAGGUCUAGAGGUGUCAGAUGGACCUCCCCGUCUGCCCCCUGCCUGGGGCACUAUCAUGCUGUGGAGGGGAGGACUCCUGUACAGCCCUCUCCCUGCCGUGCCAUCUGAUAGGGGAAACUUGGAGGUCCUGGCCCAGGGGCUCUGCCCUUCUGCAUCUGGUACUAGCCCUGAACUGAAAACCUGCCAGAUGGCUGGAGUUCCGCCCCCACAAGCAUGUGCCCUCACUCCUGGCACUAUUCAUAGUUCUGCUGUUACCAGUAUACUCGGAACUGCUGAGACUUUGAGGAUGGAGAAUGCAGUCUUGGGCCCAGAGACUGAGACCUCCCUGGCUAACCCUUUGUAGAAGGGUGAGGCCUUCCUUUACUCCCCUGGACUUAAGCCCUCACCAUCACCUCUAGCCCCAGACCAAAGAUUCCCUCAAUGGGGGAACCCAGGCCCCAUGUCUAGUUUGUAUCCUAAAUCUCUAUUUUUCUAGGACAUGUUAUGCCUCCAUUUCAAUUAAAAGUAAGAGACCACAGAACUUGCGAAGGACUUGCUGAAGGAAAACAGGAUCUGGAAACCCAGUUUGCCAUGGUGGCUUCUGGCCAUUGCUUCCUGAGGGUUCAUGGACCUGUACGCUGGUGCCUUGUGGGCAGGUUUACUUCAGUGUAGGUCUAGGCCGGUGUUGGGGGGG
Messenger RNA from Octodon degus (degu), 3776 nucleotides. It is a transcript of the gene Six5, whose product is annotated as SIX homeobox 5. Gene Ontology annotation, molecular function: RNA polymerase II cis-regulatory region sequence-specific DNA binding; DNA-binding transcription factor activity, RNA polymerase II-specific. Bases 750 to 2960 code for a protein of 736 amino acids. Gene Ontology annotation, cellular component: transcription regulator complex; nucleus. The record is from RefSeq and is a predicted model, not a curated record. Gene Ontology annotation, biological process: regulation of transcription by RNA polymerase II. NCBI's taxonomy places the organism in Eukaryota, Metazoa, Chordata, Mammalia, Rodentia, Octodontidae. The transcript is spliced from 3 exons.